UGAAAAAAAAUUUGCCAAUUGUUUAAGAUGUAAUUUGUUUAAAUUAAUUUUUUAUUUUUGAAAUUAUUCAAUCAUUGAUUAUUCGAAUAAAUUAUUUUUUCUUGCUCAAAAAAUGUCUGGUGCUGCGAUUGAAAUCGAAUCAAUGGAUGUUGAUGAGCUUUGUCCUGUACAGGCUCAAAAAACAAACAUAAAAAGGCAAGCAGAAACGAAUUCUGAGCAAAAAGAUAGAAUUCCAUCAAAUCUACAAUCAUCUUCAUCUCAUCUUUCGGUCGAUUUGACAAAGAAAAAAGUAUCCGAUCGCAAAGUUUUAAAAGCGAAACGCCAUUUAUCACGACUCAAGACACUAGACGGUGAUCAUAAUUAUUAUUUAAUACUUGUUAUCGAUACCAAUGUUUUAGUUGAAGAUUUAAACAUUUUAAAAAAAUUGAUAAUCAAAUCUAAUAUAAACAAUGUACAAAUUUAUAAAAUUAUUAUACCAUGGACUGUGAUACAAGAAUUGGAUGGUUUGAAAUUGGAUCGAGACAAAUACCUGGUGAAAAAAGUUCAAAAUGCCAUAAAAUUCAUUAAUGAACAGCUGAAAUUGGGAGACAAAUCUCGAAUAAUUUGUCUGAAAAAGUUUAUCCAAGAUAAAGAUACAAAAGAUAUUCUUAGCAAUAAUGAUGAUCUAAUUCAUCGAUUGUGCCUUCAAUUUAUAGAAAAUCCGCAAAAAUUUCUGCCUACACUUAACAUAGAUAAGCAACAUUUGUUGAUUUCAUUAAUUACGAAUGAUAAAAAUUUGCAAAAUAAGGCCCUUGUUCAUCGAAUAGAUUGUUAUAGCUUAAAAGAAUUGAUGCAAAAAUACAAAUCACCUGAUGAAACCGUCCAAAUUAGCAACAGCAGUGUAAUGGCCAAUUUAACUGCCGAGUCCGAUAGUGUUGAAACGGACAUUUCCGCCACAAGUUGUCGCUCAUCCUCAAAACGUUUUCGAACUAAUAAUCACUCAUCAUCUUUAAACAACACAAAACAAUUGCCAUUAAAAAAAUAUCUCACAAAUUUAUCAACAAAAAUGGACUCGCCACCGCCAAGUCCUAUGGAUACUAAUCCUAGCAAAGAAUUGGAUUCGAAAUACGCUCUCGAAAGUCGUCUAGCUGAAUUUAUUAUUGCAAAAUCCAAAGAAACGUUUGGCGAGGAUUUAUGGCAAUCAAUUUUGGGCAAUUAUUCGCCAAAAAGUGCUACAUUAAUAGAUUCAUUGCGAAAAUUCAAAAAUAAUUGGAUGGGUUUAUUUUCUGAUUACUUUGACCGAGAUCAAAAAGUCAUACAACUCGUUAAUGAAAUGUUACAAUCGGUAAAUAAUCGAAAUUCAGAAAAUUAUGAAAAACUUCUAAAGAUGAUUGAAUUGGCAUUCGAACGUAAAAUUGACAAUUCUGGAAAUAAAUAAAUGUAAUAUGUGUAUAACAAAUAAUUGAUGUAAAACUAUUAAAUCAUAAUAAAAUAAGUAAUUACAAUAAAAGCUGUCACAUUCAUUUCUUUGGUUAGUAGAUGAUGAAAAUAAUUUUAAAACAAAACAAAAAGAAUUGCAUAACAAUAAUUGUGGUGAUCGAUUCGAUUCGAUGAU
Dermatophagoides pteronyssinus (European house dust mite) is the source of this 1594-nucleotide messenger RNA. It is a transcript of the gene Swt1, whose product is annotated as Swt1 RNA endoribonuclease. The record is from RefSeq and is a predicted model, not a curated record. NCBI's taxonomy places the organism in Eukaryota, Metazoa, Arthropoda, Arachnida, Sarcoptiformes, Pyroglyphidae. Gene Ontology annotation, cellular component: nucleus.